AUGUUGGGCUUCACAUUUCAAUAUUCCAUGUUCUAUGGUGUAACAUUUAACACCUGCACAUUUAUUAUUUGUGCACUAGCAGGCCAAGUCACUACAUCAUGUUCAGGGAUGAUAUAUAUAAGCACAACACAGACAAGAGCUCAUGUUCCAUCUCUAUUCCAGCUCCCAUUUAUUGAGAGAGAGACUGACUCAGAGGGGCUUGGCCUCAGCUCAUAUGCUGUGCCCCUUACCCAAUCCAGAGGCUGGCUACUCUGGUGGAGUGCUAGAGGACUUCUGGAGGAGCACAGGAAAUGUCCAGAGGAAUAUGGGAGAGUUCCAGGGGAACGCAGGAAGUGCUCAGGAGAGUUCCCACUGCAAGGUAAUACUUCUACAGGAAACAGGAUGGAAGGAUGGGAGGACAGGAGGACAGGAGGACAGGAUGUCCAGAGGUACGGAGAGCAGGACAUCUGA
Messenger RNA from Suillus subaureus, 450 nucleotides. RefSeq lists its product as uncharacterized. Bases 1 to 450 code for a protein of 149 amino acids. The record is from RefSeq and is a predicted model, not a curated record. The transcript has 5 exons. NCBI's taxonomy places the organism in Eukaryota, Fungi, Basidiomycota, Agaricomycetes, Boletales, Suillaceae.